Molecule: messenger RNA, 3106 nt
Organism: Caenorhabditis auriculariae
Lineage: Eukaryota; Metazoa; Nematoda; Chromadorea; Rhabditida; Rhabditidae
Source: the annotation of a GenBank genome assembly
AUGAACUACGCGCAGAAAAACGAGGAGAAGGGCCCUAUAAGUUAUAUAACCAUGCUUUCAGCAAAUUUCUUCGAGCACGGCAUUAGACUUCCAGUUAGCCAAAGGAGGUUGUUCAUAAUAUUUUCAAAAGUUGGUGUUCACCGCCUAGUCGAUUACAUCUAGGACUAAAACGAAAUUUUUAAAAAAUAAAUUAUUGAUAAGUGAUGAUGAAAAUAUAUAUGCCGUUGCAAGGCCAAUUUUUUUCAAAGCAUCCCAACUCGCGUACUUCACAAAAUCAUUUUAUAUCGAUAACACGUCAACUUCGAAAUCACCUAAAUUGCUUUGAACAUGACAAUGAAGAAGAAAAUAAUGGAUGCAGAAAAAAAAAUGGGUGAAUUGCGAAAAAAAAAUCCUUGCUGUUGUGAUAGUUCUAUCUUUCGUUUGAUUUUUAAUAAAAAUUUACCAGGAACGUGUAGAUCUCGAUUGAAAAAAAGAUGUAGUAAAACAAGUAGAAAUGAGAAAAUGUGAUAAAAUUUGCAAAAAACAAAAUAAACCCUGAAGUGACCAGAGUUGAACGAAUUGGGGCGCGUUUUCCCUGUAUAUGAUAUUACCUCUUCUGACAAAAAAGUUCAUUUUACUUUGCGGUUGUGAUUUCAAUAGGUUCAUUGUGAGUUGGAUUACAUCUGAGCUCCUCUAAAAGUUGGUGGUGCUUUGAAAAAAAAUUCUCAGGCAUUGACGGCGUGACUACAAUUUUUCUAGCUUUUUAACUAAUUGAAAAGUUGUACAUUUUAUUUUUCUCGUCUCUGUUCUUUUUUUUCUCUUUGCGCUGCUCCACUUUAUAUAAAUUUGACUACACUAAAGAUUCUAAUACCAAACUUUCACUUGAGAAUUUUUUUCUCAUAGUUUUGUUCGACGCUGGUAAAUCGGGAGGAGAAUAUAUACAAGUAGUUUUACCGAAUAGCUAUUUCAAAGUCAAUAUAUGCUAUAAUCGGUGGUUUUUAUUUGGAACCAGUGUUUUUUCAAACGUAAAAAGACUAUCUAACGCUGAAAAAAAGGAAUAGACGGGAAGCAUACGCCGCCGGACUACACGAUAGCAACCGCAAGUGUCAGGUAGGAUAGCGAUAGUAUUCAGUGACCAUAGAGAUAGUACCUGGUAGCUAAUAAAUGACCAUAAAGAAACUUACGAGGCGUAUGUCACGCCUUAAAAGCAGCUACCCGGUAGUUACUUCAACAUAGGCAAAGUCGGAGAGGGUGGAAAACAGCUCCAUAGAAAUGUUCAUCUUAGGAUGAGAAAAGCUCCUCCUGAUCAGGAGCUCCUUUUUUGCUGCUUUUUUGCGCCAUCUCAUCGGCUCUUAUGCACUAUUUUUUGCUGUUUCUCCCCUUUUCCACCAUUUCUUGGGCCUUCGCAGAAAAAUUGGAAGGCUCGAUAAAGAGACUCUCUUUGCUGCCUUUCUGUGGCCUUUUUGAGCCUCUCCCUUUUAGCGGCCAUUUUCCACCAUUCCGACUCUAUCCUCCUUCCGAUCGACUUUGUUUUUUAUUUAUUUUCAAGUCUUCUGUCGUUUUUUUGGAAAUUUCAUAUUUUUUUAAUCAUAUUUUCUUAGUCUUAAAAAAAUGCGACAUUUCGAUUUCGAUUAAGAUAAUAAGCCAAGCAGUAGAGAUUUUUUUAAAAACGUCUUAUCCAGAUAAUUUUUGAAUUAAUAUUUUUUUAAUUGCCGUUGACUUUUUUUCAAUUAUUUAUCAAUAGCAGUGAAAUUUAUCAAUAGAAGUGAAUCAAUAGCAGAAAAUAAUUUCUCGAGCGCAAAAAGAAAACCUUUUUUGAUCCGACUAGUGAACUGAUAUAAAUAUCAACAGAGAGGGACUUCUCUCCAACCAUUUUACAUGGAAAUUGCAGAAUUUUUUUAUUUUUUUCAUUUUUUUGACAUAAUAAAGCUUUUUAAAUGACGUCUUAGUCCCAAGCGUGCGAGCCUCCAGUACCUAAGUCUAUUCAAAUAUCGGUAUUUAGUAUUACAGCAUGGCCAAACGUCGAUUCAAUCCGACCGGCAAUGAAGACCGGAUUCCGACGGUUGAAAAAAACUUUACAAGUAGGUCUCAAAGAGUUUUUUUGAAUAAUUAAAAUUGCAUUUUUUCAAUUUCCAUGUUUCAGAGAGAGUCAACCUUCGACUUUUUUGGGUGGCGGCUUCAUGGACGACGACGAUGUAGAGCAAGAAAAACGUGAUGAAUACGCCGAAAAAUUACAGAAAUGUUCUAUUUUUUUUUCCGUAAUCUGUUUUUAGUUCCAUAAGUUCAGGGAGAGAUACUCAUUCAAAUGAGCCCGCGCCAGAGAAUUGUACAAAAUGUGAUGGGCUCCUUAUGGAUAGUUGGUUGUGGGAACGUUUUUCGCACCCAGUCUGUGAGACAUGCCGGUAAAUGUCAAUUUUUUUUUUUGACCCGGCUCAAUUUUAGAGACGAGAAAAACGAACAUAAGCUACUGGCAAGAACAGACGUCAAAAAUCUUUACUUGUUGAAGGUUUUUUUAGUUUUCGAUUUUCAAGAAAAUUUUUCGGUUUUAAAAUAAAUUUAAAUAUUCUUCAUAGGACGCAGAUCUGGAUUUACGAAAGCCACCACUCCGAUAUUGGGCUAAGAAAAAUCCACAUAACCCGAGAUAUGGUGAUAUGAAGCUGUAUCUAAAGUGUCAGGUUGUUAUAAUGGAUGGUUGAACAAUUUCCCAUCAGGUCGAGAAGCGAAUGAUCGAAGUUCAUGGCAGUUGGGAGGAACUAGAGAUGAAGAAAGAAACGCGCGAACAGUUAAAAGAUGUUCGUUCUGAAAAGAGAUUUGAGAAGAAGCUUAAAGAUUUACGGCAACAGGUUCGUUUGUGUUCAAGAGCUUUUCAGCUCAGAACAAUGAGCCCUUCAGUUUUCUCUUGUGGAAGAAAAAAAAGAAGACUGCGAAAAAAAAAAAACUUAUUUCGGCAUAUGUUUUGAAUGCAUUUUCAGAAUUUAUUUUUCAGAUACGAGGUUCAUCUAAUAAAAAAGUCGAAACGAUGAAGGCUCAUGAUCAUGUCUUCGGAGCCGAAAAAGAGCUGUCGAAUGGUGACUGGGAACACUCGUGUCAAGAGUGCGGAUUCAAAGAAACUUUUGAAAAACUGUAA